UUAUCCCAUUAACGUGAGCCUCGGACCCGGCGCAUUUUAACAAUUUGGCGAACGCGCUACCCUGGCCGUCCGGCACCUGAAAUUCGAAACAUUCAGGGAUUAGGGUUCGUCUGACUUACGCCACACUGCUCACAAUACACCCAUCAAUAUGGGCCGUUGAUUCCAAGUGCCCACAGCACCGCUCGAAUCUGAUGGCCGUGCCUUGUUGGACCAACCAAAACUCCCCGGAUCAGAAGUAAGUGCAUGACCACAAUCGGACGGCUGAUAAUCGAGUAUGUGCUCUCGAUAACCCCGUGUCUCCUCCAGGCGCACAAUAGCUCAUAUCCGAUAUAAACUCUAUCCUCCUCCAUGGAUGCGCAUUACUCACUCCUCCCCAAUCUCUCCUCCUGUUCAGCAAGUUUUCUAUGAAUUUUUUGAAAUCCUAGUUGCGUUCUUCAGAUUUCUCAGCUAUUUCUCUCUCACCUCUGAUCACAUUGACGCAGAUUUUCGAAUGAUCGUUUUAUUUUAUGGAAAAUCUUUCUCGGAAAGAUCGGAAUGAAGAAUUGGGAGUUUUUAGGGUUUCAACUGAUCUGGAGAUAAAGCAUUUGUACUGGACUUCGUCGCUCCAGUGUGGCAUCUUCAGUUUCAUGUCUUGAAAGUGGAAGCAAUGUCUGAUUUAACAAGUAUAGUGAAAGAAACUUCUGAGAAUGGUACAGAUCUGUCUCCAGAUGAUAUUGGCUCCAUUGAGGAAAUGCCUGAGGACACAAUCUUGUCGCAACAAACUUCUGUGAACCUUGUACCUUUUAUUGGCCAGAGAUUUGUUUCACAAGAUGCUGCUUAUGAAUUUUAUUGCAGCUUUGCAAAGCAAUGUGGCUUUUCAAUCAGACGCCAUCGAACUCGAGGAAAAGAUGGUGUAGGUAGGGGAAUUACUAGAAGGGAUUUUACUUGCCAUCGUGGUGGCUAUCCACAGCUGAAGCCAUCAGAUGAUGGAAAGCUGCAAAGGAACCGAAAAUCAUCACGUUGCGGGUGUCAGGCAUAUAUGAGAAUUGUUAAAAGGGCAGAUUUUGAUGUCCCUGAAUGGCGGAUUACUGGCUUUAGCAACAUCCACAACCAUGAACUCUUGAAAUCAAAUGAGGUGCAGCUACUUCCUGCCUACUGCACCAUGUCUGCUGAUGACAAGAGUCGAAUAUGCAUGUUUGCAAAAGCGGGGAUGUCAGUGCGACAAAUGUUAAGAUUAAUGGAGCUAGAGAAGGGUGUUAAGCUCGGCUGUUUACCAUUCACGGAAUUAGAUGUGAGAAACCUGUUACAGUCCUUUAGAAAUGUGGAUCGAGAUAAUGAUGCAAUUGAACUUCUUAAGAUGUGCAAGGAUAAGAAGGAUAAGGAUCCCAACUUCAAAUAUGACUUCAAGAUAGAUGCCAACAAUAGGUUGGAGCAUAUUGCCUGGUCAUAUGGUUCAUCUAUUCGAUCAUAUGAGGCUUUUGGAGAUACCAUAAUAUUUGACACAACCCACCGUUUGGAUGCAUAUGAUAUGCUUCUUGGGAUUUGGAUUGGAGUGGACAAUCAUGGAAUGAACUGUUUCUUUGGUUGUGUUUUCCUACAGGAUGAAAAUAUGCAGUCCUUUUCCUGGGCAUUAAAGACAUUCUUGGGUUUCAUGAACGGAAAGUCUCCACAAACAAUUUUAACUGACCAAAACAUGUGGCUCAAAGAAGCACUUGCUAUUGAAAUGCCAAAUACCAAACAUGCUUUUUGCAUUUGGCAUAUCAUUGCAAGGUUCUCAGAUUGGUUUUCUGCACCACUUGGGUCUCAAUAUGAUAAAUGGAAAGCUGAAUUCCAUCGGCUCUACGAGUUGUACUCAGUGGAGGAUUUUGAAGUAGGAUGGAGGAAGAUGGUUGAUACAUAUGGACUACAUGGAAAUCGACACAUUGUCAGUUUAUAUGCAUUACGUUCAUUUUGGGCGCUGCCAUUUUUGAGAAGUUCCUUCUUUGCUGGGAUGACAAGUACAUUUCAAUCAGAAUCUGUAACUGCUUAUAUCCAACGGUUUUUGAGUGCACAAUCUCAGAUUGAUAACUUUGUAGAGCAGGUGGCUGCUAUUGUUGAUUUUAAAGAUCAAACAGGGGCAAAACUAAAGAUGCAGCAGAAGGUCCAGAAAGUCUCCCUCAAAACGGGUUCUCCUAUUGAGUCCCAUGCUGCUACUGUGCUUACACCAUAUGCCUUCUGUAAAUUACAGGAGGAGCUUUUGUCAGCCCCAAAGUAUGCAUCUUUAAUGUUAGAUGAAAAUUAUUUCAUUGUGAGACACCAUACAGAAAUGGAUGGAGGGUGCAAAGUGCUUUGGGUCCCUCAUGAUGAGUUCAUUAGCUGUAGUUGCCAUGAGUUUGACUUUUCAGGCAUCCUUUGUAGACAUGUCCUUCGUGUUCUUUCAAUAAACAACUGUUUUCAUAUUCCAGACCGAUAUCUACCUGCCCGCUGGCGUGAUCUCUGCUCAUCUAUGACUAGGCCCUUCCAGGUGUCUACUUCAAGGGAACAUGGAGGGAAGAUCCACUUAUUACAGUCCAUGGUUUCAACACUUAUUGCAGAAUCAGUGGAGACAGAGCAACGGCUUGAUGUUUCUUGUGAUCAAAUUUCGAUGGUGUUGUCUCGUAUCAAGGAAUUUCCUGGACCAGCACAUGGUGCUAAUGAUAUUUCAUACAAUAGCCCUUCUGACUCAUUGAUUCUUCCAGAAGUUGAAGAUUCUGAUAGUAUGAUUCACAGUUUUAAUGUGGGAAAUCCUCAUCAUUCUAUAACUCUGGGAAAGCUGAAAGAGAGAAGACAUAGAGAUGGGGUAGAUAUCUACAGGAAACGGAGACGUUGCUCUGUGCCUUGCUGUGGGCAGUUUGGACAUGAUGCAACUGAUUGUCCAAUGAUAGGAGGUGAUGAUUUGAAUGGAGAUGGGUUAGGAUUCUUGUAGGUAAAUUGCUGGAGCUUGUUAGAUGUAUAAAAGCAAUAGCUAUAUUGUGGCCUAUAUUCAUACAUCAUCAAUAUUAGAAAUUUUCUGUCUUUCCUGAAGCAA
Vitis vinifera (wine grape) is the source of this 3025-nucleotide messenger RNA. Its product is annotated as protein FAR1-RELATED SEQUENCE 11. Gene Ontology annotation, biological process: regulation of DNA-templated transcription. The transcript is spliced from 5 exons. Gene Ontology annotation, molecular function: zinc ion binding. The coding region runs from base 647 to 2923 and encodes 758 amino acids. The record is from RefSeq and is a predicted model, not a curated record. NCBI's taxonomy places the organism in Eukaryota, Viridiplantae, Streptophyta, Magnoliopsida, Vitales, Vitaceae.